AUGCGCUUCUCCGCCAUCGUCUCUGCCCUCCUCGUCUCUGCUGCUGCCGUCUCCGCGGCUCCAGGCACCACUGCUUCGGCGGCAAUGCAGAGCGUCAACGACAGCGCGAAUGCUGCCAUGAAGCAGCUCGAGGCCCUUGGCUGCAGCUACCUGAAGUGCGUUUCUGCGCUGGCCGGUGAAACCGCUGCCUGCGGUGCGGCUGCUGCUGAACUCGGUGCCAACAUUCUGGCUGACCUGGCCUGCUUUGCCUCUGUCGGAAACAACAUCGCUGGCGUAGACAAAGACGUCUUUAAGAAUUCUUGUAGAAUAUGCUCAUACAUCCCCAAGCAAAAGAAGGGAUUUUUAAGCUUGCUGUUGGAUUCAUUCACUACUACUACCUGCCUAGAGAGCCCCGCUGUGGUCAUCGGGUCUUGCAUUCUCAACGCUGACGCCUCUCUUACUUUUCUACGCUUGGUCUAUGUUACUCAUUCUUACAAAUGUAACCUGCAUCGCUUAGGCAUAUCUCUUCGCAUCAGAAAGCUCUCCAGCCGCUUUGGCUUUGGAAAAGCCAGGAGACAGCGAGAAGAAGAGGAAGCUCGAAUCAAAGCCCGCGACAAAACCAUUGACAGUCUGUACCAGGUCUUGAGCCUUGUUCACAGAUAUCCGGGUCUCUAUCUCGAUGACGAACUUGCAAGAUCCUUCCACAUCUCCCUUGAGGAUCUAGAGCUGAACGAAGAUGGCACCUAUUCGGCAUCUAAUGACCAAUACUUCUUCAAGCCGUGGUCGUUCGCCCAACUACAAGCUCACCCCUUCGACCAGAAUGACGAAUACUCUCAAUGGUCACUCAGGAACACAUAUUCCUGGUGGGGACGAUUUCAGCCUAGUAACGAGAGCUAUAUUUCGGGCGCCGAAAUGUUGGAGUCACAUCUGCGCUGGGUAGCCGGGGGAUGUGCGCGAAUUGUCCCUGAGGGGAACAGGAGGACAUAUCUCUUGCGACUAGCCAAUUGGAGAAACAAGAUAUUGUAUUGCCCCGACGUGGUCCAUGAGAACUUUCUUCUCAUGCUGAUUGAUGGUCGAGAAUUUGCGUCCCGAGAAGGAUGGAUUGCGCCUGAUUCACAGCGUGAAAACGAGCCUCAUGUCAUGAUCACAAUGGAACAUUUUUAUGCAGGCGAUGAGAAGAUUUCCCGCGGAGAGAUUCUGGCAAUUCUUGCGGUGAUGAUGACACAACUUGAUCACGAUACUCUUCAAAGCCAUUACAUCACCCCUUCUCAUGUGACUAACAACGGACUUGUCAUUCGAAAGACCAAGCUCCACAGUUUCCAAACGUUACAGGAUCUUAAACAAUCAACUGAUCUUUUCUCGAGAUAUAUGGCGAGUGAUAGGGUCGGGGAUACGCGGCAGUUUGUUUCGUUCGAUGUCGAGAGUCUGCCAAAGAUGCCGGUACCUACUUCAGAAAUUACCGCUUCCAAAUCAGAGAUCAUUGCAUCAGCUUCGGAAAACGUCGCACCCUCCUCACGACAGGAUAUCGGUGAAGGUUAA
Molecule: messenger RNA, 1518 nt
Organism: Rasamsonia emersonii CBS 393.64
Lineage: Eukaryota; Fungi; Ascomycota; Eurotiomycetes; Eurotiales; Trichocomaceae
Exons: 8
Coding region: 1-1518 (505 amino acids)
Source: RefSeq, a predicted model, not a curated record